This is a messenger RNA of Funneliformis mosseae, 654 nucleotides long. NCBI's taxonomy places the organism in Eukaryota, Fungi, Glomeromycota, Glomeromycetes, Glomerales, Glomeraceae. The record is from the annotation of a GenBank genome assembly.
AUGUCAGUACUACAAACGGCAUCGUCAGCCAUAACGCCAUUUUUUACCUCGUUAGCUUCAGGAGAUGAUACCAUGUCAGGAGGGGGAACUGCACCAAAUUCAAGUGGCUCCACAACAUCGAUUUUAGGUGGAUUCAGUGGAAUAGGAAAUAUUAAUGUUAAGCCUUCACAGGUUAAUGAAAGUUGUUUAGAAUUCCUUUUUAUGGAAAUGGUAGAUUUAAUGUUUAGAACUACUGCUGAUUCGGAAAAUGAUAAGGAAGCUGUUUAUUAUAAAUUGGAGGUGCUGGGUUAUCAAGUUGGACAAAGUUUAGUUGAAAAGUUUACUAGAGACCGUCCUAGAUUUGUCGAUACUCUUGAUGUUGUAAAAUUCAUUUGUAAAGAUUUAUGGACUAUAAUUUUUAAAAAACAAAUUGAUAAUUUGAAAACUAACCAUAGGGGGGUUUAUGUACUUCAAGAUAAUAAUUUUAGAUGGUUUCUUAGAAUGUCAACUGAAGCUGGUGGUGAAUCUGCAGCCAAGAAAGCAAUUCCGUAUCUUUGGUUUCCUUGUGGAUUAAUUAGAGGAGCUCUUGCUAAUUUGGGAGUUGUUAGUGUGGUCAUUGCUGAAACAACUUCUUUACCGCAAUGUUCAUUUCAAAUCAAAAUUGCAAAAUCAUAG